AUGAAGUCGGCCGCAUUGGCCACAGAGAUCAGUCCUCCUCCCGCCUCACCACUGGAUGUGGAAGAGGGGAUGCCCAUUGAAGAGCCCCAAGAUGAACCGGCCACAGAGAUCAGUCCUCAUCCUGCCCCACCACUGGAUGUGGAAGAGGGGAUGCCCAUUGAAGAGCACCAAGAUGAACCAGAAGAAGAAGAGGAUACGAAUGGAUUGACAGAAGAAGAACAACGUGAACGCGAUGAAAUUAUACCAUAUUUGCUCCAGCAUGCCUAUCAUUUGCCAACUUCAAUAUGCUGGAGCUCAGCCAGUAUCAAAGCAGCCAAUACUUGUCGCAAAUCAGGCGCCUUCAUGACCACUCUUGUUGUCCUUGUGGUCAUGGCAAUUACAUCCUUUUCUGUCAUGCUGCGAGCUUCUCUUGAAUCCAGCAAUACUGUUAUUGAGUUUGACUUUAGUCCUCUUUUCAAUGACACCAAUGGCACCAAUUAUACUUCAGCAUUCUUGAUGACAGAGCUUGACGCAUUUGACUCCAGCAACUUUACUGAAGCCCCCAUUGUCAUGGCCAGUGACAUCCCCGAUAUUUUGGAGUCCCACAUUCUCGUCAAGGAACAGUUGGAAUCACUCUACAAGGAACAGAACUUUGAAGACUAUCUCUUUGUUGCCAGCUACUUUGUGGAGCUCAUAUUCACCUACAUCAUUUACUACCCCAUUUUUGGGACCAUCAUGUUCAGCGGUGUCUUGUCAAAAUGCUUCAGUUGUUAUCCUUCCUUGCUGGGAGGACGGCCCUAUGAGAUGCAACAAUUGGAGCUAGCCAAACAAUUAAAAGAAGAAGACAUGGAAAAGGGAGAAGUAGAAGUGGAAUACAACAAGACACCCGAUAACAGCCAAGACGAAGACGACGAUAACAGCAAAGACGAAGACGACAACGACAACGACAUGGCUGCUCCGGAGCCCAAACUAGAGCUGGCCAAACAAGUAACAGACGAAGACCUUUAGCUAUCCAAAAAGAUAUGAUUAGAGUGUGCACAUUCACCUCACUGGCUUGCAAACCUCCAUGUAAAGGCAGCUUCUUCUUCUAGUUUCAUUAUUACUGUCCUCUCAGGAGGUAUCGUUCAAACUUUUUCGUGACCUUGCGCAUGUGUUUUUUAUACCAUUUCGAAAGCUGGGCCUGCCGGUCAUCCAGUGCUGCUGGAUCUUGCAACAACGUUUCAAUUGUAGAAUAUACAUCAUCCCACGAGUCGAGCACCAGGAUGGGCGCUUUGGGUUCCACGUCCAACCAGGCGUGGAGUGAUUCCUUACAAUUUUGAUUGGCAUAAUCUUCAUCCCGGGCAAAGACCGGAAUGGAUCCUGCUUCGAUGGCUUCAUAAAGCCGAAAGCAUUCUGGAUUAUGCCCUGUGGGUGCCAACGUGAAUGUGCUGUCCAGAACAACCUGGAUGUACUGGUCUGUAUGCAAAUGACCUGAUUUCCGUUUUGGAUUGUUGAUGUUUUUGACCCAUCUCUCGGCCAUUUGAGCAAAAAUGGUCAGCUGGCUAUUAGUAUUGUUGUUGUGAUGGCUGUUAUCGAUGAUAUUGGCAAGUCGCACCCGACCAUCAUUGGUCGACUUGGAAAAUAUGGCAUUAAAUGCAUACUUGCGCUUGGAUGCUGGAAUAAUGGUGAAUUGACCCCCCUUGCUGGCUUUGAUCUUUUGAAAGGAUGUCCACGAAUCUAACCGUGGUCCCAGAGGCAGGUAUGGUUUGCUGGGGAAAUCGGCGUUGUAGUAUUCUCUCACAUCGUAUCUUCUCCCUUUUUUCCUGCAACGUUCAUCAUUGGUAAUCACCGUUUUGCACCGUGGAUAAUGGCACUUGAGAAUUCGACUGUCACAAAACUGACUGACAGCCAAGCAGGGAGGUUCCACUAUCACUGGCUCGGUAGUGUUGUCACACGUGCAGUUCCCCUCUUGAAUGUUGUAGCGAAUCUUUCCAGAACCAAAGCGAUGCAGAGUUCCAGCUUUGAAAAUGCUGUCUGAGGGGUUUUCCGGUGUGGUGAGAAACACAGUCACGUUGGUAAUACCCGGUUCUUUCUCGCUGUUUGUGGUAGCUCCCUGUGGAGAGGGCACUCGCGAUCUUGUUGUUGAUUCUUCUUCUGGCGUGAUCACAGCGGUUGUCGUGGCCACAUGUGAAGCAGUAUUAUUCUUUAGCGACACAAAAACUGCCUCGUUUCUGAACUGCGAGGAAGCAUGUGUGGACAUGAAUACCAUGAAUAUAAGCACUCCCAGAGCACAGAGAAAAUGGACUGAUCUCGUUUUGUUCUUGUUUACUUCCACAUCGUCAUAAUCACUCGAAGUGCUAUUUUGGAACGAGCUUUUCAUGGCUUCUUGUGAAAUCUUGUGGUGGCGUUUGGUUGGUCAAUUCUCUUGUGGAUGAUGAUGAUACUACUGAAAUGCGACUACUCGGUGCGAAUGCCUUUGUCUCUCACUACAAACGACAAGAUGUUUGAGACCAAGCAGUCCAUCCCUCUGCUGCUGAAGUUGACUUGGUGACUACUAGUACUAGCUACCUAGAAGAGACACCUCAUCCGAGCAGAGUUGAAAGAAAACUUGAAGGGCAUCCUUCGUUGUGUUUUUGUGACCAGUGCCAUCCUGUGUCGUCUUUUUGUGACCGGUGGCUGAGCAAGCUGCAACUCCGGAGUUAAAGUCACCAAGCAAAAUUUAGGGCUUCACACGGACCGGUACCGGUGGCACCAGUGCCGAAGACCAGGGACUGCUAAGAGUGACUGUCAUUCGACUCGAUUGAUUCGACUGAGUCUCGUAGCUCCUCUGAUCAGGACUGAAAUGAAGGUCUUCCACUCCCACAGCUGGCAGGCAUGGAACCGACCCGUACCGCUACUUGGAACUCGGAGCUUGGUUCAUUACAGUACGAGCUUCGAAGCAGAAGUGGUCGACGGCUUGCGAGUUGCCCACGCGGCCAAGGAAUGCGGUGUUGGUAUAUUCGACUCUGGCUGGAGUCUCCACAGCAACGUUUGGAGAUUCGUUCCCAACCUUUGACGAGAGUCAAGCCGGAGAUUUUAUGUGCAGAAGUUCCUUUACGUUUGUUCAAGUUUCAUGGCACUACAUGAAUCUUGCAAACAACGUCUCAAAUAACACGCCGCAUACUACGAUUGGCCUCGAGAUGAGACGAUAGAAUCUACGUCACAAGUUCAGAUACGAAAAUCCUCCGUCAGAAGAUUUGCUUGUACCUCAAACAGUGCAAAGCAGCUGACUUUGGAGAUGCUCUGUUUUGAAUGUAUGAAUAUGGCUUCUAUGAUCAGCCAGCAAGCACAUGCCCCGAGGCGCGAUACUAUGUUGCACCACCUAAUCGGUCCUGCAAUCUUCAGCACUUGCGCACGCGUCAACGAUAUCCUUUUGGAUAUCCAGAUGAAUCCAUUCAAAGAAUUCGGUGUAGACGAUCAAUCUCAACCAUUCCGUUUGGCAAUCACUCAAGUUAGAAAAGAAGUCGAAGCAGGUGCAACAAUACCAGUUGAUGAAAGACUUCUCCUGUAUGCGCUCUAAACCCCGCCCUUGUAAGGAAGUGCACUAGGAUAGGCUUGAUUGUGGGGUCUAGGUUAUUGUACUAGCUAUUGAUUUAGAGAU
Messenger RNA from Seminavis robusta, 3598 nucleotides. The record is from the annotation of a GenBank genome assembly. NCBI's taxonomy places the organism in Eukaryota, Bacillariophyta, Bacillariophyceae, Naviculales, Naviculaceae.